Brassica napus (rape) is the source of this 1040-nucleotide messenger RNA. RefSeq lists its product as uncharacterized. NCBI's taxonomy places the organism in Eukaryota, Viridiplantae, Streptophyta, Magnoliopsida, Brassicales, Brassicaceae. The record is from RefSeq and is a predicted model, not a curated record. The transcript has 2 exons. The coding region runs from base 723 to 1025 and encodes 100 amino acids.
CCCUCCCGCUCCUCCAGUCGUUCCGGGAGUGAUGUCUCUUGCCCAGUUGGUUCAACAGCCCGGUCGUGAGCAUCUUCCCUAUCUCACUCCGUGUCCAAAGGGACGACGUCAAACAUGGUAAUUAAAAGUCUUUUUUUUCCUUUCAUUAAAAUUUGAUUCAUUAUUAAUAAUUUGUUUCUUAUAUUAGGUUCAACCGAUCCGGGAACGGGAUCAACGCAUGGAUCAACAAUAUGAUGUACUCGAACCUCAGCAAGGGAUAUCCGACUUUCACUCACUUCCCUGCCGAGGACCAGGAGAUGUGGUUUCGCCAGUUUGCGGUAAGUAUUCUAAUUUUUUUAAUUAUGUUUUUAAUCUUUAAUUUAAAAUUUCUACAAAUUGUGUUUUUUUUCAGCAAGAGUUCACCUGGAAUCUCGAUCACACGAACUUUAUCCGUGACGCCUUCGUCCAUAAAGUUAUGGACAACUAUGAGAAGCAGAUCUACAAGUGGAAGCAGAAGUGGCUCAUCAACUAAGUUUUUUUUUUAAUUUAUUAAACAAUUUUUUGAAUUUAUUAAACUAUUUUGGAUUUAUUAAACUAUUUUAUAUUUUUUUUAUUAAAAAGUCCCGAAGUUGAUCAACAACACGGUCUGGGAGGAGUUGUGUGUGCAUUGGGAUAAGGACGAGACGAAACCUACCUCCGUGACCAACUCCACCAACCGCAAGAGCGAUCGUGGCGGGAAGGGCAUGUACAAGCACAAUUUGGGUGCCCAGACUAUUGCCACUCUGGGGGAUCGCUUGGCGGAUGAAAAUGAUGGCGAGCCGGUUGAUGAUUUCGUCCUAAUGAAGACGGCGCAUACCAACAAGCACACCGGGGAGAUUGAUGAUGGUGUUGUGAGGGAUGUGCUCAGCCUGAUCGAAACUCAGAAGGAAGACGAAGAGACCCGUCUAUCUCAGCUUCAAACCGACCUGGACGCCACUUCGACGGCUUCGACCAACUUGUCCCGGAUUCGAAUCAACGAAAUCGUUGAAUCGAUAUGUUCUUUAUAAAAAAGUUCAAUUCAU